Molecule: messenger RNA, 255 nt
Organism: Aspergillus tanneri
Lineage: Eukaryota; Fungi; Ascomycota; Eurotiomycetes; Eurotiales; Aspergillaceae
Exons: 2
Coding region: 1-255 (84 amino acids)
Source: RefSeq, a predicted model, not a curated record
AUGGCGCAUAAUAAGAUCCUGGACUGGGCUAUUGAGAAAUUUAUCAAGGACUCACAGAGUACUGACCUCGUCGGCAUCCCUCCCUUUGUGAAGCCUGAACCAUUAUCAUCAAACCCUCUAGCACCUGUUAAGAGCGAGAGCACUGCAUUAAGCUCACUGUGGGCAUCUGAGAUGCAGCUAACUCGGUUUCGUGCAACUUCGGAGCAGGUUGCGGACGAUUUUCUCAAAGAGCAUGAUAUCAAGCUGCGACAGUAA